AGGAGCAGAGCCGCUGGCUCCACUCAGCUCCCAGCUUCCAGGACUCCGCUGGCUCCUCGCAAGUCCUGCCGCCCAGCCCGCCAGGAUGCAGUCGGGGCGGCGGCCCCCACCUCCAGCCCCCGCCCUGGCCUUGGCUUUGACCCUGGCUAUGUUGGCCAGACUUGCAUCCACCGCUUCCUUCUUCGGUGAGAACCACCUGGAGGUGCCUGUGGCCACAGCUCUGAUGGACAUAGACCUACAGCUGCAGUUCUCCACGUCCCAGCCUGAAGCCCUCCUUCUCCUGGCAGCAGGCCCAGCUGACCACCUCCUGCUGCAGCUCUACUCUGGACGCCUGCAGGUCAGACUUGUUCUAGGCCAGGAGGAGCUGAGGCUACAGACCCCAGCAGAGACGCUGCUGAGUGACUCCAUUCCCCACACUACAGUGCUGACUGUCGUAGAGGGCUGGGCCACAUUGUCAGUCGAUGGGCUUCUGAACGCCUCCUCUGCAGUCCCAGGAGCCCCCCUCGAGGUCCCCUAUGGGCUCUUUGUUGGGGGCACUGGGAGCCUUGGCCUGCCCUACCUGAGGGGAACCAGCCGACCCCUGAGGGGUUGCCUCCAUGCAGCCACCCUCAAUGGCCGCAGUCUCCUCCGGCCUCUGACCCCCGACGUGCAUGAGGGCUGUGCUGAAGAGUUUUCUGCUGGUGAUGAUGUGGCCCUGGGCUUCUCUGGACCCCACUCUCUGGCUGCCUUCCCUGCCUGGGGCACUCAGGAUGAAGGAACCCUAGAGUUUACACUCACCACACAGAGCCGGCAGGCACCCUUGGCCUUCCAGGCAGGGGGCCGGCGUGGGGACUUCAUCUAUGUGGACAUAUUUGAGGGCCACCUGCGGGCCGUGGUCGAGAAGGGCCAGGGUACCGUAUUGCUCCACAACAGUGUGCCUGUGGCCGACGGGCAGCCUCAUGAGGUCAGUGUCCAUAUCAAUGCUCACCAGCUGGAAGUCUCCGUGGACCAGUACCCCACGCGUACUUCGAACCGAGGAGUCCUCAGCUACCUGGAGCCACGGGGCAGUCUCCUUCUCGGGGGGCUAGAUGCAGAGGCCUCUCGUCACCUCCAGGAACACCGCCUGGGCCUGACACCAGAGGCCACCAAUGCCUCCCUGCUGGGCUGCAUGGAAGACCUCAGUGUCAAUGGCCAGAGGCGGGGGCUGCGGGAAGCCUUGCUGACACGCAACAUGGUGGCUGGCUGCAGGCUGGAAGAGGAGGAGUAUGAGGACGAUGCCUAUGGCCAUUAUGAAGCUUUCUCCACCCUGGCCCCCGAGGCUUGGCCUGCCAUGGAGCUGCCAGAGCCAUGCGUGCCUGAGCCAGGUCUGCCUCCUGUCUUUACCAACUUCACCCAGCUGCUGACUAUCAGCCCACUGGUGGUGGCCGAGGGGGGCACAGCCUGGCUUGAGUGGCGGCACGUGCAGCCCACACUGGACCUUAUGGAGGCUGAACUGCGCAAAUCCCAGGUGCUAUUCAGUGUGACCCAAGGGGCACGCCAUGGCGAGCUCGAGCUGGACAUCCCGGGAGCCCAGGCACGAAAAAUGUUCACCCUCCUGGACGUGGUGAACCGCAAGGCCCGCUUCAUCCACGAUGGCUCUGAGGACACCUCCGACCAGCUGGUGCUGGAGGUGUCAGUGACAGCUCGGGUGCCUAUGCCCUCAUGCCUGCGGAGGGGCCAAACUUACCUCCUGCCCAUCCAGGUCAACCCUGUCAAUGACCCACCCCGCAUCAUCUUCCCACAUGGCAGCCUCAUGGUGAUCCUGGAACACACACAGAAGCCGCUGGGGCCCGAGGUUUUCCAGGCCUAUGACCCGGACUCUGCCUGUGAGGGCCUCACCUUCCAGUUCCUUGGAGCCCCCUCUGGCCUCCCAGUGCAACGCCGAGACCAGCCUGGGGAACCGGCAACUGAGUUCUCCUGCCGAGAGUUGGAGGCCGGCAGCCUAGUCUAUGUCCACCGCGGUGGCCCUGCACAGGACUUGACGUUCCGGGUCAGCGAUGGACUGCAGGCCAGCCCCCCGGCCACGCUGAAGGUGGUGGCCGUCCGGCCGGCCAUACAGAUCCACCGCAGCACAGGGCUGCACCUGGCCCAAGGUUCUGCCAUGCCCAUCUUGCCCGCCAACCUGUCGGUGGAGACCAAUGCCGUGGGGCAGGAUGUGAGCGUACUGUUCCGCGUCACUGGAGCCCUGCAGUUCGGGGAGCUGCAGAAGCAGGGAGCAGGUGGGGUGGAGGGUGCUGAGUGGUGGGCCACACAAGCGUUCCACCAGCGGGAUGUGGAGCAGGGCCGCGUGAGGUACCUGAGCACCGACCCACAGCACCGCACCAAGGACACCGUGGAGAACCUAGCCCUGGAGGUGCAGGUGGGCCAGGAGAUCCUGAGCAAUCUGUCCUUCCCAGUGACCAUCCAGAGAGCCACCGUGUGGAUGCUGCGGCUGGAGCCACUGCACACUCAGAACACUCAGCAGGAGACCCUCACCACAGCCCACCUGGAGGCCACCCUGGAGGAGGCAGGCCCAAGCCCCCCAACCUUCCACUAUGAGGUGGUUCAGGCUCCCAGGAAAGGCAACCUUCAACUACAGGGCACGAGGCUGUCAGACGGUCAGGGCUUCACCCAGGAUGACAUACAGGCUGGCCGGGUGACCUAUGGGGCCACGGCACGUGCCUCGGAGGCAGUUGAGGACACCUUCCGUUUCCGUGUCACAGCUCCGCCAUAUUUCUCCCCGCUCUAUACCUUUCCCAUCCACAUUGGUGGUGACCCAGAUGCGCCCGUCCUCACCAAUGUUCUCCUCGUGGUGCCUGAGGGUGGUGAGGGUGUCCUCUCUGCUGACCACCUCUUUGUCAAGAGUCUCAAUAGUGCCAGUUACCUCUAUGAGGUCAUGGAGCGGCCCCGCCAUGGGAGGUUGGCUUGGCGUGGUACACAGGACAAGACCACUAUGGUGACAUCCUUCACCAACGAAGACCUGUUGCAUGGCCGGCUGGUCUACCAGCAUGAUGACUCCGAGACCACAGAAGAUGAUAUCCCAUUUGUUGCUACCCGCCAGGGUGAGAGCAGUGGUGACAUGGCCUGGGAGGAGGUACGGGGUGUCUUCCGGGUGGCCAUCCAACCCGUGAAUGACCACGCCCCUGUACAGACCAUCAGCCGCGUCUUCCAUGUGGCCCGGGGUGGGCGGCGGCUGCUGACUACAGACGAUGUGGCCUUCAGCGAUGCUGACUCCGGCUUUGCUGACGCCCAGCUGGUGCUGACCCGCAAGGACCUCCUCUUUGGCAGUAUUGUGGCCGUGGAUGAGCCCACGCGGCCCAUCUACCGCUUCACCCAGGAGGACCUCAGAAAGAGGCGAGUCCUGUUUGUGCACUCAGGGGCGGACCGUGGCUGGAUCCAGCUGCAGGUUUCUGAUGGGCAACACCAGGCCACUGCGCUGCUGGAGGUGCAGGCCUCGGAGCCCUACCUCCGUGUGGCCAACGGCUCCAGACUUGUGGUCCCUCAAGGAGGCCAGGGCACCAUCGACACAGCCGUGUUCCACCUGGACACCAACCUCGACAUCCGCAGUGGGGAUGAGGUCCACUACCACAUCACAGCCGGCCCUCGCUGGGGACAGGUACUCCGGGCUGGUCAGCCAGCCACAGCCUUCUCCCAGCAGGACCUGCUGGAUGGGGCCGUUCUCUAUAGCCACAAUGGCAGCCUCAGCCCCCGCGACACCCUGGCCUUCUCUGUGGAAGCGGGGCCAGUGCACACAGAUGCCACCCUACAAGUGACUGUUGCCCUAGAGGGCCCACUGGCCCCACUGAAGCUGGUCCGGCACAAGAAGAUCUACGUCUUCCAGGGAGAGGCAGCUGAGAUCAGAAGGGACCAGCUGGAGGCAUCCCAGGAGGCAGUGCCGCCGGCAGACAUCGUAUUCUCAGUGAAGAAGCCACCGAGUGCUGGUUACCUGGUGAUGGUGUCUCGUGGCGUCUUGGCAGAUGAGCCACCCAGCCUGGACCCCGUGCAGAGCUUCUCCCAGGAGGCAGUGGAUGCCGGCAGGGUCCUGUACCUGCACUCCCGCCCUGAGGCCUGGAGCGAUGCCUUCUCACUGGAUGUGGCCUCAGGCCUGGGUGCUCCCAUUGAGGGUGUCCGCGUGGACCUGGAGGUGCUGCCCGCUGCCAUCCCACUGGAGGCGCAAAACUUCAGCGUCCCUGAGGGUGGCAGCCUCACCCUGGCCCCUCCACUGCUCCGUGUCGCUGGGCCCUACUUUCCCACUCUCCCGGGCCUUGGCCUGCAGGUGCUGGAGCCACCCCGGCAUGGGGCCCUGCAGAAAGAGGAUGGACCUCAAGCCAGGACCCUCAGCGCCUUCUCCUGGAGAGAGGUGGAAAAGCAGCUGAUCCGCUACGUGCACGACGGGAGCGAGACACUGACAGACAGUUUUGUCCUGAUGGCUAACGCCUCCGAGAUGGACCGCCAGAGCCAUCCUGUGGCCUUCACUGUCACCGUCCUGCCUGUCAAUGACCAACCCCCUGUCCUCACUACAAACACAGGCCUGCAGAUGUGGGAGGGGGCCACUGCGCCCAUCCCUGCGGAGGUUCUGAGGAGCACGGAUGGCGACUCUGGGUCCGAGGAUCUGGUCUACACCAUCGAGCAGCCCAGCAACGGGCGGGUAGUGCUGCGGGCGGCGCCGGGCACCGAAGUGCGCAGCUUCACACAGGCCCAGCUGGACGGCGGACUCGUGCUGUUCUCACACAGAGGAACCCUGGACGGAGGCUUCCGCUUCGGCCUCUCUGAUGGCGAGCACACUUCCUCCGGACACUUCUUCCGAGUGACAGCCCAGAAGCGAGUGCUCCUCUCGCUGGAGGGCAGCCGGACACUGACUGUCUGCCCAGGGUCCGUCCAGCCACUCAGCAGUCAGACCCUCAGAGCCAGCUCCAGCGCAGGCACCGACCCUCAGCUCCUGCUCUACCAUGUGGUGCGGGGACCCCAGCUAGGCCGGCUGUUCCAUGCCCAGCAGGACAGCACAGGGGAGGCCCUGGUGAACUUCACUCAGGCAGAGGUUUAUGCUGGGAAUAUUCUGUAUGAGCAUGAGAUGCCCACUGAGCCCUUCUGGGAGGCCCACGAUACCCUAGAGCUCCAGCUGUCCUCACCAUCUGCCCAGGACGUGGCUGCCACCCUUGCUGUGGCUGUGUCUUUUGAGGCUGCCUGUCCCCAGCGCCCCAGCCACCUCUGGAAGAACAAAGGUCUCUGGGUCCCCGAGGGCCAGCGGGCCAAGAUCACCAUGGCUGCCCUGGAUGCCUCCAACCUCUUGGCCAGCGUUCCAUCACCCCAGCGCCUAGAGCAUGAUGUACUCUUCCAGGUCACGCAGUUCCCCAACCGGGGCCAGCUAUUGGUGUCUGAGGAGCCCCUCCACGCUGGGCAGCCCCACUUCCUGCAGUCCCAGCUGGCUGCAGGGCAGCUAGUGUAUGCCCAUGGCGGUGGGGGUACCCAACAGGAUGGCUUCCGCUUUCGUGCCCACCUCCAGGGGCCAGCAGGGGCCACCGUGGCUGGACCCCAAACCUCAGAGGCUUUUGCCAUCACGGUGCGGGAUGUAAAUGAGCGGCCCCCUCAGCCACAGGCCUCUGUCCCACUCCGGCUCACCCGAGGCUCUCGCGCCCCCAUCUCCCGGGCCCAGCUAAGCGUCGUGGACCCAGACUCAGCUCCUGGGGAGAUUGAGUAUGAGGUCCAGCGGGCACCCCACAACGGCUUCCUCAGCCUGGUGGGUGGUGGCCCGGGGCCCGUGACCCGCUUCACGCAAGCCGACGUGGAUUCGGGGCGGCUGGCCUUCGUGGCCAACGGGAGCAGCGUGGCAGGCAUCUUCCAGCUGAGCAUGUCUGAUGGGGCCAGCCCACCGCUGCCCAUGUCCCUGGCCGUGGACAUCCUACCAUCCGCCAUCGAGGUGCAGCUGCGGGCACCCCUGGAGGUGCCCCAAGCUUUGGGGCGCUCCUCACUGAGCCAGCAGCAGCUCCGGGUGGUUUCAGAUAGGGAGGAGCCGGAGGCAGCGUACCGCCUCAUCCAGGGACCGAAGUACGGGCAUCUCCUGGUGGGUGGGCAGCCCGCCUCGGCCUUCAGCCAACUCCAGAUAGACCAGGGCGAGGUGGUCUUUGCCUUCACCAACUUCUCCUCCUCUCAUGACCACUUCAGAGUCCUGGCACUGGCUAGGGGUGUCAACGCAUCAGCCGUAGUGAACGUCACUGUGAGGGCUCUGCUGCAUGUGUGGGCAGGUGGGCCAUGGCCCCAGGGUGCUACCCUGCGCCUGGACCCCACCAUCCUAGAUGCUGGCGAGCUGGCCAACCGCACAGGCAGUGUGCCUCACUUCCGCCUCCUGGAGGGACCCCGGCAUGGCCGUGUGGUCCGUGUGCCCCGAGCCAGGACGGAGCCUGGGGGCAGCCAGCUGGUGGAGCAGUUCACUCAGCAGGACCUUGAGGAUGGGAGGCUGGGGCUGGAGGUGGGCAGGCCAGAGGGAAGGGCCCCCAGCCCCACAGGCGACAGUCUCACUCUGGAGCUGUGGGCACAGGGCGUCCCACCUGCUGUGGCCUCCCUGGACUUUGCCACUGAGCCUUACAAUGCUGCCCGGCCCUACAGCGUGGCCCUGCUCAGUGUCCCCGAGGCCACCCGGAUGGAAGCAGGGAAGCCAGAGAGCAGUACCCCCACAGGCAAGCCAGGCCCCAUGGCAUCUAGCCCUGUGCCUGCAGUGGCCAAGGGAGGCUUCCUGGGCUUCCUUGAGGCCAACAUGUUCAGUGUCAUCAUCCCCGUGUGCCUGGUCCUUCUGCUCCUGGCGCUCAUCUUGCCCCUGCUCUUCUACCUCCGCAAACGCAACAAGACGGGCAAGCAUGACGUCCAGGUCCUGACUGCCAAGCCCCGCAACGGUCUGGCUGGUGACACUGAGACCUUUCGCAAGGUGGAGCCAGGCCAGGCCAUCCCGCUCACAGCUGUGCCUGGCCAGGGGCCCCCUCCAGGAGGCCAGCCUGACCCAGAGCUGCUGCAGUUCUGCCGGACACCCAACCCUGCCCUUAAGAAUGGCCAGUACUGGGUGUGAGGCCUGGCCUGGGCCCAGAUGCUGAUCGGGCCAGGGACAGGCUUGCCCAUGUCCUGGGCCCCAUUGCUUCCAUGCCUGGGUGCUGUCUGAGUAUCCCCAGAGCAAGAGAGACCUGGAGACACCAGGGGUGGAGGGUCCUGGGAGAUAGUCCCAGGGGUCCCGGACAGAGUGAAUCAAUACAAGCCUGGAGAACUGCAGGGGCCAAGGUGGAGGCAGGCUUCAGUUCAGUCCUGCCCUGGAGCUGGUUUAGGCUGUCAAAACCAGGGUAACCUCUCACAUGGGUCAUGAUUCUGGGUCCUGAGACUGUGACCUUGGGUAAGUCACGCCUGACCCAGGCUGCUAAGAGGGCAAGGAGAAGAAAGUACCCUGGGAAGGGAAAGGACAGAGGAGGGUAUUCCUGGCUUUUCCACUCCAACCCAGGCCACCCUUUGUCUCUGCCCCAGAGUUGAGAGAAAAACUUUCCCCCCUGGUUUUUCAGGGAGAUGGUAUUCCCUGGAGUAGAGGGCAGGAGGAGAGAGCGCCUCCACUCUGGAAGGCAUAAGCCAAUAGAAUAAUAUAAUCAGGGUGCAGGGUGGGUAGGUUGCUCUGGGGAUGGGUUUAUUUAAGGGAGAUUGCAAGGAAGCUAUUUAAUAUGGUGCUGAGCUAGCAAGGACUGAUGGAGCCCCUGGGGGUGUGGGAUGGAGGAGGGUCUGCAGCCAGUUCAUUCCCAGGGCCCCACCUUGAUGGGGCAAGGGCUAAGCAUGCAUGUGUCAGCGGCUUUGGAGCAGGCUAGGCUGGGGCUCAUGGAGGGUCUCAGGCCGAGGCCACUGCAGUGCCAGUGCCCCCCUGAAGACUAGGGGGCAGGCAGCUGGGGGCACUUGGCUCCAUGGAGCCUGGAUAAACAGUGCUUUGGAGGUUCUGGACAGCUGUGUGGUGUUUGUGUCUUAACUGUGCACUGGGCCUUUUUGUUGGCGUCGGCUUGCCUACAGAGGGCCCCUGGAGUCAGCCCUCUGGCCUGGCCUCAGCCAGUGGGAUGGAGAGGGCCAGGUAGACCUCUGAACUUCCACCUCCUGGGGCCUCCCAGACCUCCUGUGCCCCCACCUGUGUGGGCAGGGGGGCCAGUCUUUGGGUGAUGGGACCAAACCCCUUCAGUUCAGUAGGGAAAGGCUAGGUCCUCUACAAAGAGCUUCAAGACAAAAAUUAAAAUAAAUGCUCCCCACCCUA
Molecule: messenger RNA, 8257 nt
Organism: Rhinopithecus roxellana (golden snub-nosed monkey)
Lineage: Eukaryota; Metazoa; Chordata; Mammalia; Primates; Cercopithecidae
Gene: CSPG4
Product: chondroitin sulfate proteoglycan 4
Exons: 10
Coding region: 86-7054 (2322 amino acids)
Source: RefSeq, a predicted model, not a curated record